GCGGUGUGACGUCAUCAGAGACGCCCUCCCCGCUGACCAGAAGCAUUUGUGUCCAGACGUUGAGCGCUCCGGAGAGAUUUUUUAUUAUAUUCAUCUUUAUUUAUACAUUAGCCGAUAGAGGUUUUUCGAAUAUGGUCUGUGGCGGUUUCACCUGUUCCAAAAAUGCGCUUUGUUCCCUGAAUGUGGUUUACAUGCUGGUCGGGCUGCUGCUGAUUGGAGUAGCGGCAUGGGGGAAGGGGUUCGGCCUGGUGUCGAGCAUCCACAUCAUAGGAGGGGUCAUCGCAGUGGGCGUCUUCCUGCUCCUCAUUGCUAUUGUUGGCCUGAUCGGAGCAAUUCACCACCACCAAGUCAUGCUUUUCUUUUACAUGGUCAUUCUUUUUAUCGUUUUCCUGUUCCAAUUUGGAGUUUCCUGUUCCUGCUUGGCGAUGAACCGCGGGCAACAGGAGGCACUUCUGAACUCCACUUGGGGAAUAUUGGAAAACAAGACCAAGACAGACCUGGAGAUCCAGCUGAACUGCUGUGGGCUUCUAAACUACACCGCCAGCCGGGCACAGUUUGAUUUGGACUUGCAGAACUGCCCCGCUUUAUGCAAAAAGAACAUUAGCUGUUACACCUGCGGGGAUAAGAUGCUGACUCAUGCAACAGAGGCUCUGAAGAUCCUCGGGGGCGUCGGGCUCUUCUUCAGCUUCACAGAGAUCCUGGGAGUGUGGCUCGCUGUGCGCUACAGGAACCAGAAGGAUCCACGGGCAAACCCAAGCGCUUUCCUAUAGUCAGUCCCACCUACGCAGCGCUUUCGAUGCCGUUUCAGACACACUGAUACACAUAGAAUCAUGCACAUCUAGAGGCGGACACGCCGGCAUACAAUACAAUACCACCCCAACCACUACAACACAGAAUGGACGAGCGCACGCAGCACCUAACAUACACUGAGAAACAAAACACGCACACACUUUCACCUGAGACUGAGAAACUACAACAACCUGUCCAGAAAUGUUGCCAGAGCUCCAGCUGGAUACUUGUGUAUGAAAGGAUAACUUGUAAUACCGAGAAGUGUGACUUGUUGGUAUCGCGACCCAGCCUUGAUUUGAGUACCAGAUUUCCUGCUAGUUUCCAACUAUGUAACAAGGAAUGAGACAUCUCUGCAUGUUUCCUACGCCUGCACAGACAAACGGCCUCUUUUGUUGAUUCGAUUCUACCCACAACAACGAACGACUGCCGUGUCCAACAAAAUAACUUGUAUGCACCUUGAAUUUUCCCCUCUUGUCUCUAAUGUAGUGCCACCACAUAACGACAAAUAUAUUCCUCUGGUCAGUGCUGUCGGUGAUGUGUAGAACUGUAAACAUGUCCAGUGUGAUGAGUUUGUUCUCAAAGUCAGCCGGGCGGGGGGGAAAUGAGUCAAAUACUGGACAUGUGGUGUAAAGUAGUUUUUGAAUUGUAUGUAAAUGUUCUUUUUUUUUUUUCUGAUGCCACAAAUGCCGGGAUUUAACAGGAUUAGGAAGCAAGAGUAGUUGUUAGGUGAUGUAGUUGCUAGUCCUUCGGGUUCAAGAUAUUUAUGAACUGUAACUGAGCCAACUAACUUUUACGAGUCGGAGAUAGAUGCCAACGGACUGCAGCCUUGAUGUUGUACAUAAUCUUUUAGAAAUCAUUCUCGAUGGGUUUGCCAUGUAGUCGCCUCUCGUUGGGAGGCUUGCCUGCAUAGUUGAGGUCUUUGAAGGCCACAAUAAUCCACCCUUCCUGUAUUUAAUAUGUUCCUUUGUGUCGCACAGUGAUGUUGCUUAGUAUAGAUUCUGGUACGUACCUUUACCUCCUGUGUAACUGGAAGAAAUCGCAACAAAUGUAGUAAAAAAAAAAAAAAAAAAAAGGAAUGAAGUGCCGUU
Cottoperca gobio is the source of this 1877-nucleotide messenger RNA. RefSeq names its product tetraspanin 31 (gene tspan31). The record is from RefSeq and is a predicted model, not a curated record. Lineage: Eukaryota; Metazoa; Chordata; Actinopteri; Perciformes; Bovichtidae. Gene Ontology annotation, cellular component: membrane. The coding region runs from base 132 to 770 and encodes 212 amino acids. The transcript is spliced from 6 exons.